UAACAACCAAACUAUCCUCAGUGGUUCCUGCUAUUUGUUCAUUUCAAGUGUCAUUUUGGUCACUUCAAAAUGCAGAUUUUGCUUUCCAGUUUCUUCCAUUUUUAUGAACAGCAGAAAACAAGAAAUGAUGAAGAUGUUGUGUUGAGCAUGCUGACUGUUAGUUAGGCACUCUUUUCCCAGGCUUUAGCUGUAUAAAUCAGAACGUAGAUUACUCUACAAAUCAGUGGCAGCCCAGUUUCUGAUAAAUGGAAUCCCAGAAACCACAACUGACCCUUUUCAUAUUUUUGCUCCUAGCUCCACUGGCAUGCCUCUCUUCCGGCCUCCCUGGUGAGAACUCCACGGUGAGCAACGACCUUCACGAGGGUCUUACAGAGGAAGGCAUCACUGAAGUCUUUAAACUAUGGAAAGAGAAGCACCAGAAGGUGUACAAGCACGCAGAGGAGGCAGAAAGGAGGAUCGGAAACUUCAAAAGGAACUUGAAAUAUAUAAUUGAGAAGAACGGGAAGAGAAAAUCAGGUUUGGAGCAUAAGGUGGGACUGAAUAAGUUUGCUGAUUUGAGCAACGAGGAGUUCAGGGAAAUGUAUUUGUCAAAGGUGAAAAAACCCAUCCCCAUUGAAGAGAAGAGGAAGCACAGACACUUGCAAACGUGCGAUGCUCCUUCUAGCUUGGAUUGGAGGAACAAGGGGGUUGUCACUGCUGUUAAGGACCAAGGCGACUGUGGAAGUUGUUGGUCAUUCUCUACAACCGGGGCCAUAGAAGCAAUAAACGCCAUUGUCACUGGAGACCUAAUUAGCCUUUCAGAACAGGAACUUGUGGAUUGUGAUACAACCAAUAAUUAUGGGUGUGAAGGAGGCGACAUGGACUACGCGUUCCAAUGGGUUAUAGGCAAUGGUGGGAUUGAUACAGAAGCUGAUUAUCCUUAUACGGGUGUUGAUGGCACCUGCAACACAGCAAAGGAGGAAAAGAAAGUGGUAUCCAUUGAAGGGUAUGUAGAUGUAGAUCCAUCAGAUAGUGCCCUCCUUUGUGCUACUGUGCAACAACCCAUCAGUGUUGGUAUGGAUGGUUCUGCGCUAGAUUUCCAGCUAUAUACUGGUGGAAUCUAUGACGGUGACUGCUCUGGUGAUCCGAACGACAUUGAUCAUGCUAUUCUGAUAGUCGGUUAUGGUUCAGAAAAUGACGAAGAUUAUUGGAUAGUGAAGAAUUCAUGGGGCACGGAGUGGGGAAUGGAAGGUUAUUUUUAUAUAAGAAGAAACACUAGUAAACCUUAUGGUGUUUGUGCAAUCAACGCCGACGCCUCUUAUCCGACAAAAGUGCCUUCGCCACCGUCACCACCCUCCCCGCCGCCACCACCAUCGCCACCACCACCACCACCAGCGCCACCUCCUCCCUGCCCUCAACCAAGUGACUGUGGAGACUCCUCCUUCUGUCCGAGUGAUGAGACAUGUUGUUGCAUUCUUAAGCUUUUUAGUUCCUGCAUAAUCUAUGGUUGCUGCCCAUAUGAGAAUGCUGUUUGCUGCGCUGAAUCUACUUACUGCUGCCCUAGUGAUUACCCGAUUUGUGAUGUCGAUGAUGGGCUCUGCCUCAGGGGCCAGGGAGAUCACCUUGGAGUGGCUGCGCGCCGGCGACACAUGGCUAACUACAAGUUUCCAUGGACCAAGUUUGAGGAGAAAAAGGAAACGAACCAACCUGUUCUUCAAUGGAAGAGGAGCCUUCGCUGCAAUGCGCUGAAUUACAUGGAAUAGAAUUCGUAAUCCUUCAGCCAAAUCAAUGUUGUCAUUACUCGUAAUUAGCACUUGUUUUUCUUCCGAGUAGGCAUUUGGCCAUCCAAGCUUUGCCUAUAUAAAGCAGAACGAAUAACACAAGGGAAAUUGAGAUUGGAGUUUCUUUGAAUCUUUAUAGAGACGACAAUUUUUAUUUUUCCUUGCAGACUUUCCGUUGUUUAUCGUGGCUUGUAAUUUUAUUUUCAAGCCAUGUUCAGUAUUGUUAUGUUAGUCCUUUUAAUUUA
Populus nigra (black poplar) is the source of this 2005-nucleotide messenger RNA. RefSeq names its product low-temperature-induced cysteine proteinase-like. Bases 246 to 1742 code for a protein of 498 amino acids. The record is from RefSeq and is a predicted model, not a curated record. Gene Ontology annotation, molecular function: cysteine-type endopeptidase activity. The transcript has 5 exons. NCBI's taxonomy places the organism in Eukaryota, Viridiplantae, Streptophyta, Magnoliopsida, Malpighiales, Salicaceae. Gene Ontology annotation, cellular component: lysosome.